AUGGCCGCCGCGCGCCGCCAGGACGAGGCGAGCGAGAAGCCUGCGUCCGCCAGUCGCUCCCAGCGCCCAAGCAACUAUGAGAACCGCAAGUGGAGCAUCGAGGAGACCGUGGAGGUCGACGACGGCAAUGAGCACCAGUGGAUCAGCAGUCCCCAUACCCUAACCGCUGGCUUUUUGCUGAUGCUGUGGCUCGUCUAUGCUGCAUUUCACGACCCUGUCGUGCGAAUAGAGGACCCUAUCGAGCAAGCUCUAACGGACGUGAAGCGCGGGCUGAAGUACGCCAGCGUCUUUUUCCUCACGUAUUGCAGCCUCCAGCUCCCCGACGGUCACUUUGUGCGCCCCCAUCCGCUCGUGUGGCGCUUCGUGACCGGCCUCUUUAUCCUUUACGAGAUGUUGCUGAUUGUGCUGCUCUUUCUGCGCACGGACGACGCGCGCCAGUUCAUGAAAGUGUUCGACGCGACGCUUGGCGUCCAAUUACCCGAGACGUCGUACGCGACGGACUGUCGCGUGUAUACGCCCGAGCGGGCGGACUCGCACUUUGCGAACAUCCGAGCGACGCUCUGGGACCGCUUUGUGCUCAUGCACUUUGUGGGCUGGAUCGUCGGCUCGAUCAUGGUGCGCAGCAAGCUCAUCUCGUGGAUCCUGAGUGUUAUGUUUGAGCUCUACGAGAUCACGUUCAGUCACUGGCUCGCAAACUUUAACGAGUGCUGGUGGGACCACGUCUUUCUCGACAUUCUCCUGUGCAACGCUGCGGGCAUUUACUUGGGCAUGAAAGUCUGCCGCUAUUUUGAAAUGCGUCGAUUUAAUUGGGUCGGGAUCCGUAGAAUACCCAAUUUAUCGGGCAAAGCCAAACGAGCACUGGCGCAGUUCACGCCAGCGUACUGGAUGGCCUACGACUGGAAAAUCUUUCGCUCAGCUGAGCGCUUCUGGCGCGUCAUGUCCAUGGUCGCGAUCUUGUCGAUCAUGAUGCUCAACUCGUUUUUCCUCAAGACAGUGCUCUGGGUGCCGGCAAGCAGCAAUGUCAACAUUUACCGUCUCGCAGUUUGGUAUUCAGCUGGAAGCUACGCCGUGGCAGAGUACUACAUCUUCAGCUCGUUCACCAUGAACUAUGACGGGAAGAAGAUGCCUGUCAAGAAGCUAGGCCCGCGCGCGUGGCUCGGCGUAGCGGUGGUCCUUACGGAGGUGCUGGUGAUUUACAAGCACGGGCAAGGGAUGUUUACGGAGCCCUUUCCGCUCUACGUCAAACUCAUCUGGGCAGCGAUCUUUGCUGUUGUGGUUGUUGGGUCUACGAUUUACUUUACGUUUUUCAACGAGCCGCUUGAUGAUGCAAAGAAGAUGCGGUAG
This is a messenger RNA of Peronospora matthiolae, 1344 nucleotides long. Lineage: Eukaryota; Oomycota; Peronosporomycetes; Peronosporales; Peronosporaceae. The record is from the annotation of a GenBank genome assembly.